Molecule: messenger RNA, 1111 nt
Organism: Lingula anatina
Lineage: Eukaryota; Metazoa; Brachiopoda; Lingulata; Lingulida; Lingulidae
Source: RefSeq, a predicted model, not a curated record
AUGGUAGACGCACACUUUGUAAGUACUACUACGACUACUACGACCACGACUACAACUACCACUCCAACUACUACAACACCUACAACCACGACCACACCCACUACAACCACGACCACGCCUACUACAACUACGACCACACCCACUACAACCACGACCACGCCUACUACAACCACGACCACACCCACUACAACCACAACCACGCCUACCACAACUACAACAACUCCAACGACGACAACUACCACGCCUACAACAACUACGACUACGCCCACUACAACCACGACCACGCCUACUACAACUACGACAACCCCAACGUCGACAACGACCACACCCACGACUACCCCUACCACACCAGAAGUAUGUGAGUGGACGAGAUGGUCAGACUGUGACACCACGUGCGGAUAUGGCAUACAGUCUAGGACGUACGAGUGCUGCAGCACGUGCGAGCCAAGGAUAGAAGUGAAGUCCUGUAAACUGACGGACUGCCCUAUUCCAUCGAUUGACGGUGGAUGGAGUACGUGGUCGGAAUUUAGCGAGUGCACGAAGACGUGUGGCGGGGGAGUUCAAGUCAGGUCAAGGUCAUGUAGUAACCCUGCGCCAUCUGGUGGCGGCAAAGCAUGCCCUGACGUUGGUUAUGAACUCAAUCCAUGUAACAAACAGGAAUGCCCAGUAAAUGGGAAUUGGGGCGAAUGGUCAUGCUGUUGGACAGAGUGCAGCGCCACCUGUGGUUCGGGAACGCGAUCACGCAGACGACAGUGCAACAAUCCAGCGCCAUCUGGUGGAGGGAGCGAUUGUGUUGGUUCAGAUGUUAUGACAGAGACAUGCAACGAGAUGUCUUGUGGUGUGGACGGCGGAUGGUCAACAUGGGGUCAGUGGUCAGGUUGUCACCAAGGAACAUGUGCCAAGACGCGCAAGCGCGCGUGUGAUAACCCAGCGCCCUCUAACGGCGGAAUGCCGUGUCCCGGUGUCAGCUGGCAAUUCAAAUAUUGCCACGCGUUGUGUUGUAUGGGAGGGGUCGAAUAUCACACCAGAUAUGAUAUACAUUGCUAAGCGGAAAUGUGACAGCAGUACAUACAUAGAUCCCACUUUUGGGAUUACGACGCAAUUUUGAAAA